AUGAAUAAUAAAGAUUAUUUGAAAAAAUAAUUGGAAUAUAAAUCUAAUCUUGUAGGAUAAGGAUUUCAUACUUAAUUAGAAGAUAAUAAACAUGCAUGUGUUAAUAUAUUUGGAGAAAUAUUAGAAGCUUCAAAUUUCGAUAAUGAGUAAUUAUUUAUAUAAUGGAAAUUCAAAAUCCCUCCUGGAUGGGAAUUAGAUGAUAAUGAAUUAUUAGAACUAGAUUAAAAAGAAUAUGAAGAUAUAUAAUUAGAAGAAUGGAAUAGAAUGUAUUAUAAAAUUUUAAUAUAUCAGAUAGUCUAUAACUCAAUAAUCAAAAAUAAAUACAAUAAAAAAUGAUGAUGGCACAAUUAUAGCUAAGGCAAAUUUUUGUUUCCCUUUUGAUUUACAAUUGUAAGUUGAUGAAAAUGAAUUAAAUUUUGGUAAAUUUCCUUAACUGCUUGUUUAAGUAAGUUCAAUGGAUUCAUGGGAAAGAAAUUAUAUAUAAGGAUAUGGAUUCAUUGAGAUACCACAUACUCCAGGAUUUCAUGAAAUCACAAUUAAAACUUUUAGGCCUAAUGAUGAUCUAUAUACAAGAGUUUAUGAAUUCUUUUUAGGGGGUGGCACAAAAGUUAAAGAUUUAGAUUCACUUUCUAAUGCAUUUUAUUUUGAUAAAUAAAAUCAACCUAAAGUUUUAAAUAGAUUUCCAAUUGAUACUGAAAGUUCAGGAAACAUUAAAAUAAGAGUUAAUGUAUCUAUUUAAAGAGAGUAUUAAUUUUAAUUUUAUUUAUAGAUCCUAUUAAACAAUGAGUCGAAAAAAGGAUUAUUAAUAAAAAAAUUAAGAAAUGAAAACAAAAUAUAGAGAAAGAUUGGAAUAUUUAUAACAAUAAUAGGAAAUCUAGACUGGUUUACCAACUGCAUUAAUAAAAACAGAUAUGGGUUAUGUUAAUAGAUUUCAUACAACUAAUUUACCAUAAUUUUGAAUUUAU
Paramecium sonneborni is the source of this 965-nucleotide messenger RNA. NCBI's taxonomy places the organism in Eukaryota, Ciliophora, Oligohymenophorea, Peniculida, Parameciidae. The record is from the annotation of a GenBank genome assembly.